CGCAGUGAAUUGUGGGAUGGAAAUUCACAGACAUGGCGUCCCGUGCGCUAGCUCUCUGUAUGCGCUCCGUCGCUCGCGCCUCUGCAAGGUUAAAUCAUGGCAACAUGUUAGCACGAUCCGCCUGCGCGCCCCUCACCACAAAACAGCGAGCUCUCUCUGCCGUUUCACGCGGCCAGCGGACGAGGUGGACUGACUUAUUGCGGAUUUCAGGCCCAUCUGUUCAUCUGUGUCGGCGUUACGGUGAUCUUCCACCCCUCACUUUAGAGACCAUCCAAGACCGUGUCAUAUACGUCCUUAAACUGUAUGACAAGAUCAAUCCAGAAAAGCUUCAAACAUCAUCUCAUUUCAUGAAAGAUCUGGGGCUGGAUAGCUUGGACCAGGUGGAGAUUAUCAUGGCUAUGGAAGAUGAGUUUGGAUUUGAGAUCCCAGAUGCAGAGGCGGAGAAGCUUAUGACUCCUGAGGAGAUCGUAAGGUACAUUGCGGAUAAAAAAGAUGUGUAUGAAUAGAGGAUUGACUAGGAUUAAACAAUAUGGAUGUGGAACAGCGGUAUCCACUCGUCAUCCAGAUUCUGUCUCUUGCUUAUGGUGUCAACUGCCUUGUCAUGUGUACUGUUGUAUUUAAUGAAAAUGUCACUAUAAACUCUUGGAAAAUUGAGCUGAAAAUAAAGCCAAGACUAAAUUGUAAUUCUUUGGUUUGUCAUGCCACAAGUGAAGCUUCUCACUAGUCCCUCUGCUGGAAGGGAAGUGAAACAGCUACUUAAUUUACAAGGCAGUGCCACUUUUUUCAAAUGAAAAAUUGCAUCCAUCACCAGUUUAAAAUGCAAAGAUGUCUGUAAGCAAUUUGUAAAGAUGUUUCAAAAUGUGUGGCGCUUUCAACACUAUUUUGAGGCAGGUAGUACGUGAGUGAAGUUCCCACGACAUCAUCUUAUGAUUACUGGAUAAAGAUGAUUAAAAAUCAUUCAAAUUCAGGCUGAUUUACUUAAUAAUUUAGACUGAUUUAAGGAGUUUGGUUCACAUCCACAACUUGUUCAGGCCUCAAAGUCAUGUUUGAAAAGUAUUUUUUGGAGAUUUAUUUGGUGGCACAGAAAUUAUACUGCACCGUUAAAGGUGUAUUGGAUCUUUAACAUUUUACUGGCCAAUAGAAAACUGAAUGACAACUGCACGUGACAUCACCCUUGAUUUAUGAUUUAGUAUUGCAGCAGUGCUAAAGCCAUCUCAUGAUAGUCCACCUUUAUGUAAAAUAAAACUACUUUUUCAAGGCCA
Pimephales promelas (fathead minnow) is the source of this 1262-nucleotide messenger RNA. RefSeq names its product NADH:ubiquinone oxidoreductase subunit AB1b (gene ndufab1b). Gene Ontology annotation, cellular component: respiratory chain complex I; mitochondrion. Gene Ontology annotation, molecular function: acyl carrier activity; acyl binding. NCBI's taxonomy places the organism in Eukaryota, Metazoa, Chordata, Actinopteri, Cypriniformes, Leuciscidae. Gene Ontology annotation, biological process: fatty acid biosynthetic process. The record is from RefSeq and is a predicted model, not a curated record.